UCCAAAUCCCCGACUUCUGCCCUGUGUACAACUAGAUCUAUCAUUUGUGUACAACUAGAGGGCUCUAACAGCUGUGGCCAGCUGGGACUGGGAACGCUGGGAGAUGAGAUGGUUCCGGUUAAGACCUCACCAAGAGAUGAGAUGGUUCAGGUUAAGACCUCACCAAGAGAUGAGAUGGUUCAGGUGAAGACCUCACCAAGAGAUGAGAUGGUUCAGGUGAAGACCUCACCAAGAGAUGAGAUGGUUCAGAUGAAGACCUCACCAGGGGAUGAGAUGGUUCAGGUGAAGACCUCACCAAGAGAUGAGGUGGUUCAGGUGAAGACCUCACCAAGAGAUGAGAUGGUUCAGGUGAAGACCUCACCAAGAGAUGAGAUGGUUCCAGUAAAGACCUCACCUUCAGACAGCUCAAGUGCUACAGCAGCUGACAUCACAGGUCUGGGAGGAGGCGGGGCUUUUUCCUAUCUCUUGACAGCAUCUGGUGACCUGCUGACCUGUGGUAACAACGCUCAAGGUCAGACAGCUCAAGCUAGCAGGACAAGGAGUUGUGUCUUCUCUCUGUCUUCACAGCUGUCCAACUUCAGACUAGUCAAGGUAUCAGCUGGCUGGGACUAUAUGCUGGCCCUUACAGAUCAAGGUCUCAUUUUAUCCUGGGGUUCAAACACAUUUGGCCAGCUAGGUCGACCUGCUGGAGGAUCUGAUAUGCCAGAAAAAAUCCAAGAUUUAGCUGAUGAGCGCCAUGUUGAUAUUGCUGCUGGCUUAAGGCAUGCACUGUCUCUUACAGACACAGGUCAUGUUUACACAUGGGGUCAUGGGAGGAGAGGUCAACUGGGGUUAGGUUUGGACAACAAACUUAUUCUGUCAUCACACAAGCCCAUAGCUGUCAAGUUCCCACAAGGUCAAAUCCCCACACAUGUGUCUGCAGGACAGUACUGCUCUGGAUUUUGUACAGGUACUGGUCAGGUGUACAUGUGGGGAUGUAACAAGUUUGGGCAGUGCCAUGUCAGCCCAGCAGAACAAACACUUGUCGCCAUGGCAACCAGAGUCAGCUGUACAUUAGCAGAGCAGAAAAGAUUUGUUGACAUUUCUUGUGGGUGGAGUCACAUUGUUGUCAAAACAGAUGAAGGAGAUCUGUACAGUUGGGGUCGUGGUGACCUUGGUCAGCUAGGCAGAGCAUGUGAUCAAAUGUAUGAGCACAUUUUGGCGAAGAUUGAUGGCAUACCUAGCAUCCGCUUUCACACGUGUGGUUCUGAGCACACACUAGCUGUAGCAGCAAAUGGUGCGGCUUACUCCUGGGGCUGGAACGAGCAUGGGAUAUGUGGAACAGGAAAUGAGCACAAUGUUUUCUAUCCUUACAAAUUGCCUUUCUCAAACAAGGUAACGCAGGUAGGCUGCGGGGCUGGACAUUCAUUCUGUCUUGUCAUGGAAAGCUGAGACACAAACUACACUCAUCUUAAAUGUUUAAAUUAUAUUGAAUUAAUUGUAUGCUGAUUUGCACUUAUUGAAAACAAAAGUAUUAAUGAAUUCCAUGCUAAUGCACAUUUGUGACUUUUUAUCCUGUGACCUUUCCUACAAUAAAAAAACAGGGUCUAUCAUUUUUUUAA
Molecule: messenger RNA, 1601 nt
Organism: Physella acuta
Lineage: Eukaryota; Metazoa; Mollusca; Gastropoda; Physidae
Product: secretion-regulating guanine nucleotide exchange factor
Cellular component (GO): cytoplasm
Molecular function (GO): guanyl-nucleotide exchange factor activity
Source: RefSeq, a predicted model, not a curated record